AAGCGGGUCUGCAACUCGAAUUGUGGAUUUCUCAUCUUUCCGAAGGACUCGAGAACUCAUCAUGACAAUGGGAGGGAAGAUUACGUGCUACCUCGACUGCGUAUCACCAUACUCGUAUUUUGCUCUUUUGUAUCUUGAAAGACAUCGAGAGGCUCUAAAGUCGCACGAUGUGGAGAUAGACAUAAUCCCUGUGUUUCUGGGAGGCAUAAACGUUGGGAGCGGCAACAAGCCGCCGUGGACCCUCCCCGCAAAAGCCAAGUAUAGCAGCUUCGACAGUGCACGGGCGAAAAAGUACUUCGGCGUUCCAAAUGUCAAAACGCCAUCAUUCUUCCCAAUCCUAUCACUGCUGCCCCAACGUGCUCUGGUCUACGUCAAGGCCGCCCACCCGAAAUCUUUCGUCCUCACUUUCUUUGAUAUCUUCUCCGAAAUGUGGGAGAAUGGGAUUGAUGUCAGUAAACCAGAACUCAUGGCUAAAGUCCUCUCCAAACGAUAUACCGAUCCGCAGGUCCGCGAGAUCCUUGAGAAUGCGAAUAAUACGGAGUACAAACAGAAACUCAAUGACAAUACCAAAGAAGCCCUUGAUCGAGGGGCAUUUGGCUGCCCGUGGUACGUUGUGAAAAAUUCCAAGGGAGAUGAGGAGCCGUUCUUUGGAAGUGACAGAUUUCAUUUCAUGUGGGAGUAUCUAGGGUUGCCUUUUAAGGACCUUGAACUACCUUUCGCGGGAAAGGCAAAGAUUUGAGCCGAGUAAUUAUAUCUCCUCGAACUGAAGGACGGUAGCCGACUUGAACGUGGGGCAAUACAUGGGGAAGUGACGAGUGCCCG
Lindgomyces ingoldianus is the source of this 822-nucleotide messenger RNA. Its product is annotated as glutathione S-transferase kappa 1. Gene Ontology annotation, molecular function: glutathione transferase activity; glutathione peroxidase activity. The record is from RefSeq and is a predicted model, not a curated record. The transcript has 5 exons. Gene Ontology annotation, cellular component: mitochondrion; peroxisome. Gene Ontology annotation, biological process: glutathione metabolic process. The coding region runs from base 62 to 739 and encodes 225 amino acids. Lineage: Eukaryota; Fungi; Ascomycota; Dothideomycetes; Pleosporales; Lindgomycetaceae.